Molecule: messenger RNA, 4574 nt
Organism: Aphis gossypii (cotton aphid)
Lineage: Eukaryota; Metazoa; Arthropoda; Insecta; Hemiptera; Aphididae
Product: zinc finger protein ush-like
Exons: 8
Coding region: 643-3903 (1086 amino acids)
Biological process (GO): negative regulation of transcription by RNA polymerase II; positive regulation of transcription by RNA polymerase II; heart development
Cellular component (GO): nucleus
Molecular function (GO): RNA polymerase II-specific DNA-binding transcription factor binding
Source: RefSeq, a predicted model, not a curated record
GCCGCCGUCGUCGCCAGUCGCAUUGCCGCGUCCGACUCGUGCAGUCUGUAGUUUCGUAAAUGUCCGUGAAUUGAGCGCGUGCGCGCUCGUACUCUAGCUUCAUCAAAAUAAUACGUUUGAAAAUUACUAACCGUAACGUCGUCACGUAAAAUUAAAAAAAAUAAAUUCGCCUGUUUUCCUAUAAGUACAUACCUAUCGGAUUUCGAAUCAUCUAAUAAAUUAAAAUUUAACACUGCCGUAAAAAGCAAUCAGAAAAUAAAACUAUAUAAAAAAUAUUAUUUCGUCCAUCAGUAUUGUUGCACCGUAAAAAGUCACUAGGGACUACAUUUUGUUGUCAUAGGUAUUUUUUUUACGUCAAACGAUUCGGAGACGUCUUGAACCCAUCGUAUUGUUAUACACAUUAUAAUAUGUAGGUAAUACUAUAUUAGGUAAAGUAUUUAAAUCAAAAUGUUCGACACCGUUUAGUCGGCACUAUAAAAUCGGUCGUAUCGCCACCUAUACCGCGUUAUCUAUUUGCCCGGGGCUGGUGCGCGUGAAGAGUAAAUAUUGAAAAACGCGUCGUUUAUCGCAGUUGUCCUGUCACUGCUACAACAACUGCCAUCACCACCACUGCCGUUAAUUGAUAAUGACUGGUAAUCGUGCAUGAGAUGCUCAUCGCCGACGGUUAGUCAGAGAAAAACAGCCGUAAUGUCCAGAAGAAAACAGAGCAACCCGAAGCCGCUGAAACCCGGCGAAGAUAGCGAAUGGACCACAAAUGAUGAAGUGGUCAGCGGUAAUGACGUGACAGCAAAAUGUGAGGUAAACGCAGAACAACAGCAACAACCGUCGCCGCCAUCACGACCUGAACCGGAAGAGCCACCACCUGCCAAUGACUCGCACCCAACGUUAAGACUUAAUCCGAAUUUAGCCACUGAUCCAGCUAGAUGGUCGCUCGCGGACAAACCGUCACCGCCACAGCCUCCAUUGCCACCACCGCCGCCACCGUCAUCAGGAACAUUAACUGCCGCCGCAGCCGCGUCAUCUUCGGAAUCGUCGUCUUCAUCGUCUUCGUCAUCGUCACUGUCGUCGUCUGCGAUCGGCGAACCUACUCACAACGUAGUCACCAUUACCGCACCUAGAGCGAUUCAAAUAUUCAUUUGCAACCCGUGCGGGAUACGAUUCAGUUCGCUGAGCACGUUGGACGCCCAUCAGACGUACUAUUGUUCACGCAGACACAAAAAAGAUUCAGAAUCAGAUGAUGUAAAGUUGCCGAUUGUCAUCGAAUCGGACGAGAUGACCAUGGGCAAUGAUACAGAUAGCCGUCCAUCGUCCGUCGAACCAUCCGCCAAGUCGAUGAGAACGGGAAAACAAUACAAAUGCCCUCAUUGUAUAUAUAGCGCCGAUAAAAAAGUAAGUCUGAACAGACAUAUGCGCAUACAUUCCAUAUCGCCGGUGUUGGUGCAAUCGCCACCGUGUCCGACGGACAAUGCUGACCCGUCAGUGGUGGACCGGUACUGCCAGAACUGUGACAUCCGGUUCUCUAACUUGCGUACGUACCAGGCACAUAAGACGCACUAUUGCAACACGCGGCACGUGGUCAAACCAACCCCGUCCAGUUCGCCUAUGCCUAACAACCCGUCACCCACCAGCGUGGUGCCCACUUACCUGGCACUACCCACCAAUCCUGUCAUCGUAGUUCCUUACACACUCGUACAAAAUGCAAGCGUCCUGUCCGCCCUAUCGGCGGACAUAGGCCCAUCCCCGCCCACCGACACCGCUUGUAUCGUCCUAUCCGACGGCACGCUUCAGCCCAUCGCCCAGGCACUGGUACCCACCAAAUUCAACAUGGGCAACAGCGACAACAUACAGAGAGACCACUCGCAGUCUCCACCGGAAGAAUUCUUUUCGCCGCCUCAAAAAGCCGAGUCGAUCAGCUCUGAGACGAAAAAGAGACCGGCACCGCAACCGUCGUCGCCGCUCGACCUGAGACUGAAGCGCGUAUCGAAGUCAUCGCAGGACGCCGCCGGCUGCACGGACGGCGAGGAGGAAAAGGAAAACAGACGGAGCGACGGUAACGUAACCGACGCGGAGGACAUUGUGUGCGCGCCGUCCAUUCCGUGCAUGAUACUGUCGCCGUCGUCUUCUCCGACGUCCGGCGGCGGCGACAGCGGUGGUGGCAACAAGACUCCACAACACCGGUCCGGGAUGCAACACCUCCACCACAAUCAGCAACUGCAGCAGCACCACCACCAGCAACAGCAACUGCAGCAGCAGCAACAGCAACAGCAGCACCACCAUCGCAACCACAUCCCGCAGCCGCCGACCAACGGCGUGGUGCAGCAUAGCGGCAAGCUCAUCCCGAUGUACGACGGAACAGACCGGAACGGCGGCAAGUUCAGCGUCUCUAACCUGUUGCACGUGUCCGGCGUCAAACAGGAACCGGCCAGCAAUAACGGCGAGCCGCCGCAUCCCGCGAUGCACCAUAUGCCGACGGCCGCUCCGCAUCACAGAUUCAGCGCCAUGCACAAGUCGCUGUUGUCCUCGGCCGUGGUGGCCCCUAUGCCGCCCGGCGUACAGCCCCGCGGCCUCGGCGAACUCCUCAAUCCGGCCGCCGUGUUGCCGUACUUCACGCCCGACAUGACGCUCCGGCUGGCCGCCAACUCGGGGCAGGACGGUGCAGGCGGCAUGCCGCCCGCCCACCAUCAGUUCUACUUGAAACAGGGCCCGUCCAAGUGCGAGAGCUGCAACAUCGUGUUCUGCAAGUACGAGAACUUCCUGGCGCACAAGAAACACUACUGCGCGUCCCGCCCACCGCCGGACGGCGGGGACGGCGAAGCGGACAAGACGAGUCCCGAAGGAUCGCCGGGGCCCAAGCCGCUUACGGUGUCGUCGCCGCAGUCGUCCAAGGACAGCGUAAGCCCCACGCCGGUGCUCAAGCCGCCUAUGAUCCAGUUCAUAUGCUCCACGUGCGGCGUCAAGUUCUCGUCAUUCGACAACCUCACCACGCACCAGACUUUCUAUUGCCCGAACAGGACUGCUGGGGCGCUGCAGGAAUCGGUCGACAACAAGGCAGCGUCGCUUGCAUUGCCGUCAAAAUGUCCAAAAUGCAAAAUGACCAUCGACGGGACACAACACCACCAGUGUCAGCCAACCAACUGUUGGAAGUGUCCGGUGUGCGGCGCAGUGUGCUCGAGCGCGUCGGCCGCCCAAAAACAUUUGGACAACCACAACGGCAUUCGGGCGUUCGUGUGCACUAUCUGCCAGUACAAAGGCAAUACGCUCAGGGGUCUCAGAACGCACAUCCGCAUGCACUUCAACAAGCGUAUGAUUCCGGAUCUCAUGGAAGAAGAUUACGUGACAUGUCUGAUCGACGAGAACUCGGCGUCGUCGAUGGUGGACGGACGUGCCAAAACGCCGACGACUUCGGACUCCGCUGACAAGCCGUUCGUACCGUCGACCGUCCUAGUUAAGACUGCCACCGCUGCCGCCGCCGCCGCCGCAGCUUUGUCUUCGCCGUCACCGUCGCCGUCGUCGUCUCUGUCAUCCACCGCCGCCACCGCCACCGCCGUUGUCGUUGUGGACGACGAGCCAAAAGAGUUGGUGGUCGUCAAACAGGAGUCGGUCAACGGCGUGGCCGCUGCGCCUCCGGCGGACGAACCGGCCACCGGCAUCGGCCACCAUCAACAGCCGACCGCGACUUCCGACGACCUGCAGGCGCAGCAACAACUUCCGGCGCAGUCGCAACUGCAACUGCAGUCGGCGGUCGGCAACAAGCGGCCCGGCAUCACCGCGAAAUACUGCAAAGCGUGCGACAUAUCGUUUAACUAUCUGUCAACGUUCAUCGCACACAAAAAGUACUAUUGCCGGAACAGCACCGAGUACAAGUGCAACACGGAAAACGCCAAGACGGCCACCGUCACUUAGGUGACGUGUAACGCGCAUCCGACCGAUAAAUCCUACGGUUGUCGUAUUACAUUAUUAUUAUUAUUAUUUUUUUUUUUAUUAUUAUUAUUAUUAUAUUAUCUUUAUUAUUAUUAUUAUUAUUAUUACUAUUAUUAUUAUUAUUAUUAUUGUCAUCAUCAUCAUUUAUAUCAUCAUUAUUUGAACGUAUAUAAUAUUAUUAUAUAUAUUAUAUUAUGCUUAUGACUUGCCGACGAUCGCGAUCCUAUAAAAUAUAUAUAUAAUAUUGUUAUAAGUACGCGUAAUAAUAAUAAUAUAUAAUGACGACGUUGACGAACAACUUGUUGCUGCAAACUGUACCUAUAUAUUACACAGUUACAAACGAUGACUCCAUCAUAAUAUUAUAAUAUUGUUCUUCGUACGCACUCCAAAAAUAAUGUUUUAUUAACUAUUAUUAUCACGACGAUGAUAAUGAUUAUUAUUAUUAUUAUCUAUGUUUACUAUAAAAUUUAAAUUUUUUAUAAUAUACCGUUUACAUAUGUAUCCCUUCGAUACGUAUGCAAUAUGGCAUAUUAUAUUAGAAUCGAUCGUGUUUAAACUUUUAUUAUAUAUAUAUAUAUUUUUUUUUUUUUUUUUGAAAUUAAAUAAACAAUUUAUUAAAGAGGUAUCAUUUCCAAACGUUGUUUUCAUAUUAU